AAUUUCUCCACGGACGGCAAGCAGCCACAAAGUUAUAUCGAAUCCAAGAUGGCGAUGAAUGUUGUGAUCCCAGUUUCGCGAGCACGUCAUUGAGCAAAUUUUUGCUGCUGAAAAUUGAUCGCUGGCCAACAUAUCGCUACAGAGCCACAAGCAAAAUUGCGUCAGGUUUUCGUCGGUGUGUGGAAAAGUGCGAAAGUCGCGAGGAAUCGUCAGUGGGCUCCCUUUUUGCCGGAAGUGUAACCAAAAGUUUUCUCCUUUGAGGUGAAAAAAGUUUCACCUUUCCUGAGCUGCGGUCGAGUUGUUUCAAGUGGAAGCAAAGAAGAAGAUACUGUGUUUCUCUAGCUUGGCCAAUCGCCCUUGGCUAGACAAGGCCGAUUGCGGCCGCAAAAUAGUUCCCGGAAAGUCGUUUAUCUUUUCUGAAGUGCGCUUCUGCCGGUGGGAAAUUUCGGUUCUAGUUCCAGUUCGUAUUCAACGUGAGUGCAAGAAAAAGAAGAAAUCUCGGUCUGGAAGUAAGAGUUGCUGCGAUUUUCAGCUCGUUACGUGUGGUGUGUGUUGGUUUUCUGCCGAGGCAAAAGCGUGUUUCUAUCAGAUGUGGGAUUUGGAACAGACAGUGGAUGCUUUUAAUUUUUAGAUUCUCGAUCAACACUGUUCAGAAACCGAUCUCAUUGAGUGUAAAUAAAAAUGUGUCUGCAGUCAACACAAUAGUUUUAGCUUCGUACGCAAGCUUACAGGAUAAUGCUUCACUGUUCGCCUUAACGAAGCUGAAAUAUCCGAAAAGUAUUCCUGCAGCAAAGAAAACAAAGAGUGACACUAGCCAGAUAUCUCCGACUACUUCAAUAUCUAGUGAAUAGUGAUUUUACUGACGCAUAAGUUAUUUAUUUCAAACGACAUCAUACUACGAGAACUCACAAAAGAGUUUACUUGACUAGUGAAUAAGGAUCACCAGAGCGGUGAAUAACGACUGCGCGAGGGCGCGUGUGUGUGUCUACUGUUUGCUUUUAUCCAGUGAGUCUGACAAAAGGACUGAAUAGUAUAUCCGCCAAUUUCUAAAGCAUAAGUAUCCUUACAAAGUGAUUAAAAAUUGAGCAGAGCAUAGGCAAGGUUCGUUACAAAAUUUUGAAAAAGAGGAAGAAAAAGAAUUCCUCUAGCCAUCACCAUCACCGUCAUCACCAUCGCCACCAUCCGGCAACGACGGCGGCGACGGCGACGAGCACAUCUAACACGAACGGCAGUGAUCCGCAGGAAUCGCCGCAACCAUCAACUAGCAGCAAUAAUACCAACAGCAGCAACUGCAGCACCGACACCGGUUCCAGACGCAACAUGACCACCGAUACGAGACGCCGAGUCAAGCUGUACGCACUGAACGCAGAUCGGCAGUGGGAUGAUCGGGGCACCGGUCAUGUCACCUCCAGCUAUGUCGAUCGCGUCAAAGGCGUUUCCCUGCUAGUUCACGCAGAAAACGAUGGCUCGAUGCUGCUGGAGAGCAAAAUCCACCCGGACACAAUCUACCACAAACAGCAGGACACACUGAUCGUGUGGAGCGAGGGAGACAAUUUCGAUCUUGCGCUCAGCUUUCAGGAGAAGGCUGGCUGCGACGAGAUAUGGGAGAAAAUUUGUCAGGUACAAGGCAAAGAUCCCUCUGUCGAAAUAACGCAGGAUGUUGUGGAGGAAUCAGAGGACGAAAGGUUCGAGGACAUGUCGGACUCGGCGCCGCCCAUCGAACUUCCCCCGUGCGAGCUGUCCCGGUUGGAAGAUAUUUCCGAAGCGAUCGCCAAUGGCCUAACGUCGCAGAUUCGAAAAGACAAACUGGCACAGGCGAUCGAAAGUGAAAACUAUAUCAAAAAGCUGCUGAAUCUGUUCCACAUAUGCGAAGAUCUCGAGAAUCACGAAGGACUGCACUACCUAUACGAGAUUUUUAAGAACAUUUUUCUACUGAACAAAAAUGCUCUGUUCGAGAUCAUGUUCGCUGAGGACACGAUAUUUGACGUGGUCGGUUGUUUGGAGUACGAUCCAACGGGAAAUCCGCCGAAGCAGCAUCGACAGUAUUUGAAACAGUUGGCCAAAUUUCGAGAAGCUAUACCGAUUCGUAACAUCGAUCUGCUCGCAAAGAUACACCAAACGUACCGGGUGCAGUACAUCCAGGAUAUCGUGCUCCCAACACCGUCACUAUUUGAAGAUAACAUGUUGAACACGCUCUCCUCGUUCAUUUUCUUCAACAAGGUGGAAAUAGUCACUCUGAUCCAGGAGGACGAAAAGUUCCUGGACGAUCUGUUCACGCUACUAACGGACCCCAAUACAACAGACGCCAAGCGACGGGACAUCAUUCUGUUCUUGAAGGAGUUUUGUAACUUCGCUCAGUAUCUGCAGCCGCAGAGCAAGGAAACCUUCUACAAAACGCUAAUCAGUCUAGGUAUUUUGCCGGCGCUGGAGAUUACGCUGGCCAUCAACGAUAAGAAAACGAAGGCCGCCUCGAUCGACAUUCUGACGACAAUCGUCGAGUACUCACCGUCGAUUGUGCGCGAUUACACGCUGCAGCAGUACAACAACUCCGACGCGGACGAGGAUCAAACCCUAAUCAACAUAGCCAUCGAACAGAUGCUAUCCGAUUCGGAACCUGAACUAGGUGGUGCGGUACAGCUGAUGGGUGUGCUGAGGAUACUUCUUGAUCCGGAAAAUAUGCUCAGUUCGGUGAACAAGUCGGAGAAGUCGGACUUCUUGAACUUUUUCUACAAGCACAGUAUACAAACGUUGACAGGUAUGAUCUUAGGAAAAACGAACUUUUUCGUCGCUCAACACAGUAUUAUCAUUAUUUUAAUAUUUAUUACUGUAGCUCCUCUCCUGUUGAACACCCUUACCGAAAAGCCAGCCAACGAAGACUACCAUACGGUGCAGCUUCUGGGUUUAGUACUGGAGUUGCUGUCGUUUUGCGUCGAGCACCACACCUACCACAUCAAGAACUGCAUCAUCAAUAAGGACCUGCUGCGACGAAUAUUGGUACUAAUGAAGAGUACACACACGUUCCUGGUUCUAGGUGCCCUGCGAUUUCUGCGGAAAAUCAUCGCACUGAAGGACGAGUUCUAUAAUAGGCACAUUGUGAAAGGUAAUUUGUUCGCACCGGUGGUGGAUGCCUUCAUCCGGAACAACGGUCGAUACAAUCUGCUGGAGUCGGCAAUCCUGGAGCUGUUUGAGUUCAUCAAGAUCGAAGACAUCAAAUCACUGUACACGUACUUUGUGGAGAAUUUUGGCAAGAUCUUCGACGAUGUACAGUACGUGCAGACGUUCAAGACACUAAAGAACAAGUACGAUCAGCAGCAGGAUCGGCUAAAGGAGAAAGAGAAAGGUGGUUUAGACAGUGUCCCCUCGAUACUGCGGAACAGCAGCCGGUACCGGCGGGAUCAGAGACAGGUCGAUGAGGAGGAGGAAAUAUGGUUCAACGAGGAGGAAGACUUUUCCGACAACAAAGCCGGCUCGCCGGAACUGGACACUAGCUUAGGUAAAAUCUUCGACAAAAAAUCCCCCGAAUCGUCCCCUACAGCCACUUCCGUGAACGGACCCAAGUACAGUAGUAACAAUGGUAGCAAUACGGCGACAUCGCAGCAGUCUCCACUUGCCCAGCUCCAGUCGAGUCCACCGCUGAACAACAAUACCGAUAUCAACAGUAAUACCAAUAGCACGACAUCGUCAGUAGAAUCUGCAUCGUCUAUCCCGCAGCAUCCUCUAGCAGCAGCUGCCGCAGCAGCAGCCGCGGCCGUUGCCGCCUCGGCAUCAUCCGACAAUUCAACGUCCUCCUCCUCCUCCUCUAGCAGCAGCAGCAGCAGUUCAUCUUCCACAACCGGUGUCUCGACAACGGAUGAUGCUCCGCUCGUCGACUCCGAUAGCUUGCUGUACACGAGUAGCGAACUUCUAUCCGACAACUCACACGAAGCACCCGCCGCAUCAACGACGACACCCAUCAUGGAGACGAUGGAAGAGGAUGGCAGUUGUAGUCCCACAAAGUCUUUGUUUGAGGCAGAUUCACAACAGAGUACUGACGGCGAUGAUAGCAGCAGCAGCGUGGUAAAUUGUACCAGCUCAUCUACCCAAGCCAUUGAAUCUCUCGUGUCCACCGAAUUGGAACCAAUUAAACGGUUAUCAGUGGACAGUUGUGCCAAUGUCGUGUCACCGGAGCCGGUGGUGGACGAUGUGCGAUCAAACUGUGGCGUCGAAGCUGGUAGCGGUGUUGUCCUAGAAAGUAGUUCUGCAGUUAGUAGCAGCAGUAAUGGUGAUAUUGAAGCUUCGACAACGUCGGUAACGAUACCCAAGGCCGUCGUCGAUGCGGCACCGGAUGUUACGGAGCCGGCUAUAAGUGCGGUGGAGGACGUUUCUUCACCGGCAGCUCCCGUCGUGAACAGCCUCAAGAAGGCUCUCGUGGACUACGAGGGUGAUUCGGACGAUGAGGACGACGACGACAGUGAUAGUCCCGUACAUAAGAAGGCUAGAAUAGCAUAGCAUCGUAAUUACCUCCAUUACCAACUUCAUCGCCACCGUCGGGAUCAGCGAAACCACAACCAUAACCAUAGCCAUCAAAAGCAGCCUGUCGCGAAUUCCACUGGCGACGCUACCACUGACGACGCCAGUGAAGGCGUUCUGUUCGCUGCUACCACAGCCACACCCACAACAACCACAACAUCAACGGCUGAAACAACAACAAAUUAUACAUAAAUCUUAUAAAUACAUGUGUAUCUAGAGAUAAUAUUCGCUAAUUUAACGGAGAACCAGAGGGAGGAGGAAAUAGUCUAAAAAAUGACAAAAAGAUAUCCAAAAAAGUAAUUUGGCGCAGAAGUACACUCGUUUCCUUUUUUGUUUAGGAAACAGCAGAGUAAAUUUGUUCAGGAGCAAAAAAACGCAAACAAUUUUUAAUUAUUAUAUUGAAUAAUAAUUGAAGCUGUAAUUUAAUUUAAAAAAAAUGAGAUAAAAAACGGAUAAACUGAGUACGAAUAAGUCUUAUUAAUAUUACUACUACUAAAAAUCAAACAAAAACAACAUACAACUGCGACAAACUACUACUAUUACUAUUAAUACUGCUAAGAAGUGAGGUUCAACGUAAACUUUUUGCCGCAGAACUAAAUGGAAAUGGUUUGGAAACAGUUGAAAACACAAACUAAUCAUUUUUCACAAAUGCAACAGAUGCUAACAAUUUGGCAACAAUAGGACAAAUAUAAAAAUAUAAUUGUUUGGGUGAAAUGAUCCCGAGCAGGAACAAGCUGUUUUCCAAUCGAUCAAAAGCUUUUCGAAAUACGUUGUUCAGUAGUAAGAAAUUGAACGCAUAAAGCCUACUGGAACUUGAGAAGUUCACAGGUAUUUCAUGUGUUUUGUGAGAUCGUCACAAAGUGAAAAAAAAACUAAAAAUCUGCACACUCCAGAAACACAUAACAUUCGGCGUGCAAGUCGAGCGACUAUAGGACAUAUUUAAAAAAGGAAACAAGUAAAAGGCACAGGAGUUAAAACAUGUUUAAAUACGAAAGAACACGAAAAUAAGAAAAAACAGAGCUGGAGCUAAAGUGAAGGUAAGACACAACUGUGAGAGUGUGAGUUAGCUGGAAUUUCUUUUCCUCACUUUCUCGAACUGUAAACGGAGAAUUUCCUCAGCAUUGGAAUUAAAUUCUGUUAUUUUGUAAAAUUUGUAUGUAACCAAAAAUAUCUGACGAAAAUAGAGCACACCGAUGUGGAAUGACUUUUUCCUGAGAUGGUCUUUAAAGUUUUUGUUUUGCCUUGCUUUGGAUUAAUCUGAGGGAAAGGAAAAUGGAACCGUGAGCUUGCAUUUGCCUUUUUCUUUGAGUUUCUUACCAAACACGAUCUAAUUUGCUUGACAUUCGCACAGCUUUUGGAUGGUAUAUUUCUAGGAAGUAUGCUUUCCCAGACCUGUUCGGAUGCGCUGUUGUCAAAUAUAUAUUGACGUCUUUCGCCUGUAAAUAGUAGUUACUCAACUGUAAUUAGUGCUAAGCCAAAUUCUCGUAGGAAAUAAAAAAAAUACGAAUAAUCGAUAAGUCGAGAUGUAAAUGUUUGAAGAUUCAAUGAAAAACAAAACAUUAGACAACCAAUUAAUCACCGCAAGUUCUAAUGACCUAUCGAUCUUCACUCUCUUAUCGAAAGACUAGUGUCAGCAAAGAGCCUUUCCGCUUACGUUUCAGGACAAAAAAUGUUCAUUUCGCUUACAGACGCUGCCACGCUACUACCAUUGUUUGAGUGGUGAAGAAACAAUCGACAGUUGAGGGGCUCUCCGUUUGCAGAAAUGACGAACAGAACAAAAGGAAUUAGGAAAAAAACAACUUUUUACAGGAGUUAUUAGUGAGGUGGAAAAGUGAAUGAAGAAAAUAAUAUACAAAAAAAUCUUUAAAACAA
This is a messenger RNA of Topomyia yanbarensis, 6381 nucleotides long. RefSeq names its product serine/threonine-protein phosphatase 4 regulatory subunit 3 (gene flfl). The transcript has 9 exons. Gene Ontology annotation, cellular component: nucleoplasm; protein phosphatase 4 complex. Gene Ontology annotation, biological process: protein dephosphorylation; DNA damage response. The coding region runs from base 1321 to 4488 and encodes 1055 amino acids. NCBI's taxonomy places the organism in Eukaryota, Metazoa, Arthropoda, Insecta, Diptera, Culicidae. Gene Ontology annotation, molecular function: protein phosphatase activator activity. The record is from RefSeq and is a predicted model, not a curated record.